AUGGGAAUGGGAGCGGCGGGAGCGGCGGGUGCAGCGGGAGAGGGAGCGACGGGGGCCGCGGGAGAGGCGGAAGCAGUAGCAGGAAGGGCUGCUGCAGCUAUAGCCAGCUGGAGACUAAGGGCUAGUUUGGCAUUGCUGUGCUGUAAAAAUAAUCGCUGUCAAAUUUGCUGUGAGAGAAAUCAGCUGUGA
Molecule: messenger RNA, 189 nt
Organism: Prunus armeniaca (apricot)
Lineage: Eukaryota; Viridiplantae; Streptophyta; Magnoliopsida; Rosales; Rosaceae
Source: the annotation of a GenBank genome assembly